GAGAAAGAAAAGGAGGGACUCCUGCUCAAUCAAUUUCAAGCGCACACAACACAUCAAAUUCCUCUCCCAACUUUUUUCCUUUUGUCCAAAAAUAAAAACACCUGCGUAAUUCUUCGCGGUUUUUAGAAACUAUUUCUGCUUCCGAUUUCUGUCUUUAUUUUUAUUUUUUUCUGAAUUUGACUGAUCGGUGGGAGUUUCCGGUCGAAUGGAUCGGAGGGAGCUUUGGGUUUUCAAUUGAGGGAGGAUUUGAGAGAAGGUAGGUAGGUUUUGGGGUGUGGAUGAUUUCUGUGGGGGGUAGGGAUGGGAGGAAGGGGCUAGGGUUAGGAUUCGGAGGAGGUGCGAGAGAGAUGGACGAUUCCGAGCUUGAAGAAGGCGAGGCUUGUUCUUCUCAAAUCAAUGAAUACGAUCCGAAUAUCGACCCUGAUGUUCAUCUUGCUUACAUCGAUGAUAAAAUUCAGGAUGUUUUGGGACACUUCCAGAAAGAUUUUGAAGGUGGGGUGUCUGCUGAGAAUCUAGGGGCAAAGUUCGGUGGGUAUGGCUCAUUUUUACCUAGCUAUCAGCGGUCUCCAGUCUGGUCUCAUCCGAGGACUCCAGCAAAAAUUCAGAAUAAUGGCUUACCCAAAUCUCCCAACAGUCUAAAACUCGAGGGUGGCCAUCGUAACAAUGCAAGUUGUUAUGCUGUAUCUCAGUCUGUGGGACUUGGAACUGCUUCUACCAGUUCUAUUUCACUUGUUGCGCCUAAGGCACCAUCAGCAAACAUUCCAGUCAAACAAGACGUGAGUGUAUCAUCUAAUCGAGCUGAUUUGUAUCCUCCUGAACAGGAAUCUGCAACGAAGAAACCUAUUAAAAUACCAGACCAGAAAACUCUCAAAGUACGACUUAAAGUGGGUUCGGAUAACUUGUCGACACGAAAAAAUGAUAUCUAUAGUGGGCUUGGCCUUGACGGUACACCAUCUUCCUCACUUGAUGAUUCUUCAGAUAGUGAAGGAAUAUCUCAUGACCCUCAAGAUGCCCUAUUUGAAUCUCCCACUAGUAUUCUCCAGAUUAUGACAUCCUGUCCGGUGUAUGAGGGUAUGCUUUUGUCACCUCUUCCUGAAGAUUUAAUUUAUUUAACUGAAAAGGAAAUGAUUGCAAAAGAAGUCAGAUCUCUUCCUCUUCCAAGGGAUGGCUCGGAAAGAUCUGGGUUCCUAGUACAUGGAGCAAAUACCAGGGAGGGUAGUGGAAAAGUGUCUGGGGCGAGGAAAACAAAAUCAGUUGAAAGAAAUGAUCUUUCUGCAGAAUCAAAGAGUGGGAACAAUAAGGAUGGAAUUCGGCUUCUGGCGAAAAAAGAUCAAGAUAUCGAUACAUUUGCUUGCGAAGAGCUUGUUUCUAAAACGUUGAAGCUCCCACUUCUAUCCAAUUCAUACUCUUCUGUCAAUGAUGUGACAAAGAGUAAAGAAGCAGAUAAGAAUGUUGUAAGGGAUAAAGGCUUCCCUUGUCAAGCAGAAGAUGAGCCUAUGGAGCCAACAUCCAACCAAGAGCAAAACUGGGUUGAAAAGCGAAAAGCCAGUUUGGAUGGAAAGGUUCAUGAAGAUAGAAAAGUAAGUUCUAGCAAUAUUGUUUCGAGACCUCCAAAGAAAAAUGGCCAUCGCAAAGAGAAAAGUAAUGAAUCAGCAAAAGCAGACUCAAAUGUUUCUAAAGGGAGGAAAUCUCUAAGUACUGAAAUGAUGGACCAGUCAAAGCAAAGGGGCAGUCAGAAGGGUUUAGCCCAUGAGGUAGAUGAUAUGAGAUUUCUUUCUGGGAAGGAGCAGCUUUUACCUGGCGAAAAAAGGAAAUCAAAAGAAAUUCCAAGGACUCUAGUUACAGACUUUCCAAAAGAAAGCUCCAGGGCCGGUUCUUCUUCAAUGCCCAAAGGAAAGAGUACGCAUGUAAACAAGCUUACAUCCAAUGGUGAGUCAGAAAGCUUGAGAAAGGGCCCUGAUAAAAGCAGGGAUACCUAUAGAGAUUUCUUUGGGGAUGAAGAAGAAGAGAACCUAAUUGAUUCAUUGCAAUUGCCUUCUGAAGUUAAGCUUAAGGAGUCUGAUGCUGUUGCAAAAAGCGCAUAUGCAGUUAAUGUCUCAUCAAGAGAGAAACCAAAUAGCAAGACAAUUGAUUCACAUCCUGUUACAGCUUCAAAUAUAGCUCAACGCCCAGGAAAUGGACCCAUUUCUGAUGCAGCUCCUGCAACAGGGGCUCCUGCAUUAAUGGAAGACUAUUGGGUGCAGUGUGACAAGUGUCUAAAAUGGCGGCUUCUUCCACAUGGUACCACUCCCGACAACCUACCAGAGAAGUGGCUAUGUAGCAUGCUCAAUUGGCUGCCUGGGAUGAACCGGUGUAGUGUAACGGAGGAGGAAACAACAGAGAAGACAAAAGCCUUAAUUGCACAAUACCAUGUUCCUGCACCUGGGAGUCAAACUAAUCUUCUCAAUAAUCCUGGUGGCUCUAUGGAAGGUGUGGCACUGGCUAAUUUUCGGCACCCUGAUCAAAACCCCCAAAAUUUUGGUGUGCAUGCCAUCCCUGGUGGUGGGAUGAAAAAAAAUGGAUUGAAAGAAGUGUCAAAGGCAAGUGAUAAAGAUGGUUCUGUCCUGCUGCCAGGCUCUAUGAAGAACAUACAGGCAUCACUGAAGAGUAAAAGCUUGAAUGAUGUUAACCAAUCUUCACCUCUGAACGAGCCCAAUUUUCAGCAGUUAAGCAAUUCCAGUGGCUUGGCAGUGGAGAAACGGAAGCAUAAGCACAAAGAUAAGCAAACAGUUUUAGGUUCCUCUUAUGAUGGAGGUCAUAUCAACAAUUUAAAGAUUAAGAACAGAAGGGACUUUGAUCCAGAUACUUCUAGAGCUCCAAAGAAAAUCAAGAGCGAAGGUAGGCGUAUGACUGAUGAAGAAUGGGCAUCAGAUCACCACGGACCUGAUGGCGAGGUUGGUCCUAGCUCAAGUAGUGGUUUUCUGACUACUGAAGCAGGAAAAGAUCGACUUAAGGACAGGCUAGGGGCUGCUACUCUUACCAAAGUGAAAGAUGAAGUUUGCAUGGGUAAUGUUAUCAGAGAUAGACCGAAAAAGAGAAAACUGAGGGAAUAUCCUGAAAUUCAUGAGGGUUCCCUUCCAGACCGUUCCGUUGCAGUGAAGGAAGAGUUUAGUGAGAAUGACUGUAGGAAGGAAAAGAAGGCAAGAGUAUCUAAAUCUGAGGCAAAAGAGUCCAGUGCAAGCAAAGGCAGUGGUAGAACAGACAAAAAGAGUAGCCAUAUAAAGAAGCAACAAUCUGCGAAGAAUACAAGCAUUAGAAUUCAGCGGAGUCAGAAUGGUAUGGAUUCUUUGAAGAAGGAUUCGGGAUCUGUUCAGGUUUCUGUGGCUGCCACUUCAAGCUCUUCCAAAGUUUCUGGCUCCCAAAAGACCAAAUCCAGCUUUCAAGAAAUUAAAGGUUCGCCUGUAGAAUCGGUUUCAUCAUCACCUAUGAGAAUCUUACACCCUGAUAAGCAUGAAUUAGUACCUAGAGACCUCAGGCCAAAGGACGAGUCACAAGAUGCUGGUCGUUUGUCGUUAGGUAGCCCACAACGAUGCUCAGAUGGUGAAGAUGACAGCAGGAUUGAUCGAUCUGGGACAGCGAGAAAGGAUAAAGUUCCCUCCGGGGCUUAUCAUAGGUCUGAACCUUCAGUACUUGAUGUUCAGGACAGAGAUCGUAGUCGCAUAUCUGGUGGUAAAGCUAGGGGACAGAUUGUAGCAUCUCCGGAUAUUACGAAUAAUUUUCCUGUGAAUGGUGCUUUGGAUAAUUCAGGACCAGAUAGUCGUUCUCCUAUUAAACCACUAGUUCCAAGUCAAUUUGCUGGUGAAGACAGAGGGAAUGGCAGCCAUUAUAACGCUCUGGGGUCUCGCCCAAGAAAUUCAGGAAAGAGCCACUCUUCACGGUCAAAGGACAAGCAGAGCUACGAAUCUGAUUUGGACAUGGGGAAGGCCAGGAAUUCUAAUGUUGUCAAUGAACAGCAUGACCAUUCACCAUCACUUGGAAUGAAACCUAGAGAUGUUAAAAACAAAUUGCCGGAGAAGGUGAACAAAUAUGGUGAAACUGAGAACAAAUAUGUUAGUAAAAAAGAUUUGCUGGGGAAGUCCUUGAAUGAGAGUAGCAAAAGGGAGAACCAGUCUAAUUUUGGGGGGCAUGAUGGCCCAGAUGUUAGACUAGAUGCUAUUUACCCAAGAGACGCGAUUUCGACUCCGAAGAAGCAGCCAGAAUCUGAUAGUGAAAGGUCUUCAAAGAGAAUUCCUUCUGGAAGAAGUGACCGAGUAGAUGCAGGUUCGACAAGGGGAAAGUCACUGCCCUUGCCACCCUCUGGAGGAGCUCAACCAGAAAUGACUCGUUGUCCCCGACCAGUCUCUGGUUCUCACAAAGGUAAUGGAGCAGAUAUAUUACAAGUAGAUGGCUCUGAAGGUAAUGAUUCAGUCAAGGUGCAAAUGCGGAACAGAAAAGCUGAUACUCAGAAUGGAACUCAGCAUAUUAGUUCAAGACAUCGUGCACAGAAUGGGCAUAGACCUAGGGAUCUUGAUGCCCCUAGUCCAGCUAGAAGGGAUUCUUCCACCCCGGCCUAUAUGUGUAUUCUGAAAGAAGCUAAAGAUAUGAAACACCUUGCUGAUCGUUACAAGAACAAUGAGGAAAAUGAUAGUACGGGGCUUUACUUCCAGGCGGUCCUGAAAUUUCUUCACGCUGCAUCUCUCUUAGAAUCUGCCAACACUGAGAGUGCCAAGCAUAAUGAAUCCAUGCAAAUUUAUAGAAGCACUGCAGCACUAUGCCAGUUUUGUGCUCAUGAAUAUGAAAAAUCCAAAGACAUGGCUUCUGCUGCUUUGGCCUUCAAAUGCUUGGAGGUGGCUUAUUUGAAAGUGAUCUACUCCUCGCAUUCCAGUGCAGGCAGAGACCGACAUGAGUUGCAAACAGCUUUACAAAUGGUUCCUCCUGGUGAAUCUCCGUCUUCCUCUGCCUCUGAUGUUGACAACUUAAACAAUCCCUCAACCGCAGACAAGGUUCCCUUACCUAAGGGAGUCAGCUCACCCCAAGUUGCUGGAAACCAUGUCAUUGCUGCUCGAAAUCGUCCCAAUUUUGUCCGGAUGCUGAAAUUUACACAAGAUGUACAUAAUGCAAUGGACGCAUCAAAGAGAUCACAUCUUGCUUUUGCAGCUGCUGUGGGAGAAUCUAAGUAUUCCGAAUGCAUCUCUUCCAUUAAAAGGGCUCUUGACUUUAACUUCCAGGAUGUAGAGGGAUUACUACGUUUGGUACGGCUUGCAACGGAAGCCAUUAGCAAUAUCCGUCAGAAGAGUCCAGAUGGUGGUGGGGAUGAUAUUAAUACAUGAAGACCAUAUUGGUGAGUCCUUGGGUCUCAUGCAGUGAAGGGAUGACCUGGAUAUUUCUGCUGUACAGCUUGGAACUUGUACCGGGAGAUCUGGUUGUCACCAAAAUUUUUCUGUUCAUAUAUACUGAGGAGCUUCUACCCAAUUUAUUCUCUGUGAUCCUAGAUCUGUUUUCCAUCACUGUAUGGAUCCAAAGUGGGUCAUCGGAUCUCAAUAACCAAUAGUCAUUUCGAGGACUUUGAACCAUCACUAUUUAAGGCUCUUCUGAAAAAGAUUCUGAGCAGCAUUCAAAAGGUGGAUAUGAAGAAUGUGUUGGAAGAUAUAAUAGUUCUACAUAAUGAUGAGAACCACAUGUUCAAUUGGGGCUUUCUUCUUCAGCUGGUUAACUUAUCUUAACAAUCUGUUAUCUGCAUUGCAAGUCUUCCAGUAUGUGCAUGAAUUGUCUGAUCUUACUUUACAGAAUGAGCCAUAUCGGCACUAUGUAAAGAGAGCUAAAAAAAUUGGAAGUUGCAGGUUGUUCCUUCACUUUGUCUCCUUGCUGCCUUAAUAGAGAUCGAAUCAGAAAACUGUGUAAAUGAGACUAUUGUCAGUGCUAUCCAUGAAACUCCCAGUGCUGGGGUUCUGCUUUUCUUACAUCAAAGUGGCAACUUUUGUAUAUAAAAGACAUCUGUGUGAAGAGAAGGGGAGGUGGAUAUUUUUUAGGUCUUUCCUUCAGAUCUCACAGGUUGAGCAACUGGGGCAGGUGCAGCUAUAGGUAGUACUGAAUUUGAUGUGAUAUUCUUGUUCAAAAUUUUCUUUGAUGUUGGUAUAUAGUUUUAUACUUUAAACUUAACCCAUAGCAAUAACAUUCAUAUAGGUUUAGAUAAUAAAGUUUAAUUAUUUCAAUUGGCCAUUGGAUGUAUCAAUAAAAUUCAUCUCCGAUGAUUAGCGGAGCAUAUCAAUAAAGUUACCUCUUCAUUUCCUGAA
Molecule: messenger RNA, 6311 nt
Organism: Fragaria vesca subsp. vesca
Lineage: Eukaryota; Viridiplantae; Streptophyta; Magnoliopsida; Rosales; Rosaceae
Exons: 14
Coding region: 279-5348 (1689 amino acids)
Molecular function (GO): zinc ion binding
Source: RefSeq, a predicted model, not a curated record